AUGGCUUCCAACGCUCUCUUCAACUGCGAGAUCUGCUCCUUCACAGCUCCCUCCAAAGCAGCCGCCGACGACCACCGCACUGAGUCGAACAAUCUCUGCCAGCUCUGGAGGUGUCCCGGGUGUAAGGACGAUUUCUGCUUCGAGGGCGACCUCCAAGCUCAUUUUCUCUCCUGUGCGAAGUUCAACACAUGGCGGAAGAAGAUGAAAUGGGGAAAGGGGACCAGUGCUCAGAGGGUCCGCAAUAUAUGCGACUUGAGUGCAGAGAGAAGAGAGAGGGAAGAUGAGGCGGCGAGGGACGCGGACUCCGUUGAAGGUGCCGCAACAGUCGACGACGCUGAGCUCGAAGAGCAACGAGCUGCAUUUGAUGAAGAGGACGAAAACGCACCGAUGUAUGUCACUACUCCCGACAAGCAAUCUCUCGCCGUCAACACCCGCCAUCAUGGCUUGAAGAGAAAGGCCGAGCAAACCAGAGCUCACCACCACACAUCCUCUCCUCCCCCCUCCUGGCUCGAAUCGCCGGAGCAACAGAACACGAUCGAUCCCGCCUGGUUGAGCAACCCGAAAUAUGGCUCUUCUCCACUCCCAACCGCGGCCAAGACACCAAAAGAAGAACAUCUCGGAGAAGGCUAUGGAGAGGGCGGUGUGGAAGCGUAUGAGCUGCCGAUAACCGGAUCUGGUAUCAGCUAUCCGUAUUUGGAUCUCUUAAGCUUCGACCACGUACGCUCAACAACAGGCCCAACUCCGAAGAGAGUCUGGCAUUUCGCAAGUUUACAAAUCGGCAACUUCCUCGCGAUGGGUACAACGGUCAACGCCUUCCUUCGCGCCGCUAAGACCAAGGGCUUCGUGCCAGAGGUCCUAGUUGUUGCGCCACUCCAGGUUGUCGAUAACAGUGGUACUAUCAACCGCCUGGCUAUUCACACGGUUAUGAAGCUUGCUGGACCUGGCCCAACCCCUGGAGAAAUCAUAAUCACACGCUCCGACGGCCAGACUUCAUGGUCGUACCGGGCCUCUCUCUACUGGAUUGAACGACGCGCUCGCCCUACCCGAGCGUCCUCACAGUACGCGCUGUAUCCACAUGUACAGUGGAGAGCAAUCGCCGCUACUCCCGAACGCAAGCUUGACGGAGUGCGCAACUUCGCUGCUUGUGGCAUGACCCUCAACCAAUACUUCACACAAUUUCAAGCUUUGAAGUUCGAGGCUUGGGUCGUCGCAGCAACUUCGUUCGACGUGCUCAACGGAGAGGGCCACUCGAUCAAUCUCGCCGCCGGGACUUUCGUGCAUCUAGGCGAUCUCAGGGAGGAUACUUCUGUGAUCCUCAUUGCUGUCAAAGGAGUCGAGGGUCGCUUCGUAACAGAUGCGGUCGCGUUGCAGAUCUACACGAGGCCGACGGACGAGAUCCUGGCCUUACUACAGGCGAAACAGACGAAGAAAACCGACUCGACUCCCACACAAGCACCACUUGCCCCUCCACAGGUUCUUCCGCAAGCUACUCCAUCACCCGAUCAACGACGCGAUGCCUCUCGCCCUACUCGCUUGAUCAUGAAAUGCACUCUGCGGGCUCGAGAUAUGAUGGGUCGUCAAGCGGAGCUUGCGCAGAACAGCGUUGUUGAGUACUUGUCCUCCUUCUCCCUUCCAGGAUGCUUCGGAGAUGCAAUCCUCGUCCGCGCAGGAGAUAUCAUCACACAGUUUUGUCGCGGCAAUACGACGCUCCGAUGGUUCUUUACCAGCACGGGUCGCAUCGGUGUGAUGGACCUUCGCAGAAACGUGAGGAUGAGACGCGUGAAGGAGACCGCAAGCGAGCGAGCCUCCGCCGACCGCACAGUCGUGGAUCCUCCAUUGACGUUCGAUGCGAGGACUUCAACGAACGAUUCGCAGAGCCAGCCAAUCGCGAGAUUGACGGUACUUCAGAACGAUGCAUCAACAGUGGGUGAAAUGCCGACCAACGACACUCCAAGCAUGGGAUCUGCGGGCGGCGGCGCCCUCAUCGAUCUCACCAACGAAGAAGACCCGACCGAGGACUCCCCAUCCAACUUCGCCUCCGCAGGAAUCUCACCAAGCCCUGAAAGGAAAGAACAUGGUCUGCUUCAAGAGCUCUUCGCACCGAGAUCUCCGCCGGUCUCGAUCACACAGAGGCAGGUUCGAGCCAGCAACUGGCAGCUGAAGCACAGCCGCAUGAUCGACACCAGCGGGGCUCACAUCGAUCUCAGAGCAAUCUUCACGGGCGAGAUGUGGAAGAAGGACGAGAUCAAGCAUACUCCUGCACUUGAGUCAGUUUCCACGGCCGAGCCGACUCCUAGCUUCGAGCCUCCUUCGAUGUUCGACUGGUGA
Messenger RNA from Zymoseptoria tritici IPO323, 2328 nucleotides. RefSeq lists its product as uncharacterized. The transcript has 11 exons. The coding region runs from base 1 to 2328 and encodes 775 amino acids. The record is from RefSeq and is a predicted model, not a curated record. NCBI's taxonomy places the organism in Eukaryota, Fungi, Ascomycota, Dothideomycetes, Mycosphaerellales, Mycosphaerellaceae.